Messenger RNA from Penicillium canariense, 1920 nucleotides. RefSeq lists its product as uncharacterized. The coding region runs from base 1 to 1920 and encodes 639 amino acids. The transcript has a single exon. NCBI's taxonomy places the organism in Eukaryota, Fungi, Ascomycota, Eurotiomycetes, Eurotiales, Aspergillaceae. The record is from RefSeq and is a predicted model, not a curated record.
AUGAGCCAAUCGCCUUGGUCGGUUUGGGUUGCUACAGCCCACCACUUACUGGCGAUAGCAUCGACUCUGACCAUUGUCGCUCUAAACACGGUUGGGUUAUGGGUAGGCAAAGAGCUCACCGGGAAGAGCGGCCAGGAUACCGAGAAGCUACUUGCAUUACAAUUUGCCGCUAAACUACAUGAAUUGUUGAUGCUCUCAUCCUUGGGGCAAAUAUUGUUCUCAGAGACCGUUAAGCAGCUCGUCUUCGGCAAGGGAUUACCUUUCGGUGCGAUCGCCGCCGGACUCCAAUUUGGUCAGAUUUCCUAUCUCUGGUCGAAGGAAUUCAGGGCCACGUCUUGUGCUACGUUCGAACGAAAAUAUCUGAUCAUUCCAGCGGUCAUCAUCUGCACUCUUCUCGGCGUGAGCGUUGGACCAUCCUCGGCGACCGCCAUUCGACCUACGUUAGGCGACUGGCCAGCAGGCGAGACCUCCUUCUGGCUAAAUGCGACCGCCCAAGAACUGUGGCCUUCCACCCUAUCAUUGACAGGGAACCAAACCUGUACUAACUCACCCGAAACAUGCGGCAACUUGGGCACCUGGACCUCUCUUGCGGAUAAUUUUUUCAAGUACUGGGGCCAUGAAGCACUGGGUAAUAUCCGCGCAAUGCCAGAGAGCGUCCAGAUCCCAGGUGAAGUGUCCAUCCGAACUCUGAAUGCGCGGUUUCGAGGCCCAUUUACGCUCUAUCAACCAGAGAUUACGACCGCAACUGUACAAUCUGCCGCGAUAGCCAACGUGGUGAACACGAUCCGACAGAUCUGGUUAAGGGCUAAUGGCGCUCGCUGUUACUCUGCAAGCGGCAUCAGGGACCAGAACUUUUGCACUUACCAGGAUAUCACUUGGUCAGUUGAUGCGCUCCAGCCUUCUGUCUAUGUUGCUUGCAACGGUGGAAACUCCACAGCUGCACCUGAAUUCCCCACGCUUGCGAGCGGGACAGACCAACCCACUCUGGUCGAACAUACCGUGAACGUCACUGAUGACAGUCAUGGCUCAGCUGCAUCAUCUAUCACAUGGGUGAAUCUUCCCAGUCAAGAGUUCAUACGCGCAUCAGUUGGCGCCCUGGUCAGGCCUAGUUUCGAGCAUCAUGACGAAAGCAUUUAUGCAUGCACUAUUGAUGCGCAGUGGGCAAAUGUGACCAUUGAGUCGUCUUUUCUUGGGCUCCCGUACAUUGUCAAUGGCAACCCGCCCACCUGGUACCAGCCGCAGGAUGGUCAGUAUCAUGGUCGCCAUGUGAGCAUCAGCCCAGCGUGGGCCUCACUCGUCAAUCCGUCUCUCAUCACAGCACAGAACACCUCCUCGAGCCCGUUUGACAUUCUAUUAAAUGCGACGACCCUGUCUGAUGGUGAAAGCCAGUACAUGGCAGAGAGAAUCGAAGCCCUUCUCGCCGUUCUCCUGGCAGAUCGUAUGGCUCGUGUCAGCGCCGAUGCAACUCUCCAAGGCACAAUCACCGACAUUAAUCAAGUGCUGCAAAUAAGUGGCGGACAACUCUUUGAACCACCUCCACUGGACUCUGAAUACCAACGCAUGACGUUCCAAACCGCGGUGACAGGCUACGCCUACGGACUUCGCGGAACAACAGGCAUCAUUACUUCAACACUCGCAUCCAUCCUCCUCCUCCUAUGCUACGUCGCGAUUGCAGUGACUCAUGUUCUCUAUACACUUUGCAUCUCGGGCGUGUUCGUCUCACAGUGGCAGAAUGUGUUGGAUCUGGUUGCACUCGCCUUUUACUCGAACAUUACUGGCAUCCCGUCGAUGCACGACACUAGCACGGGUAUAAAAACAAUGGGACCCCUGAAGACAGUAGUCGUAUUUAGGCCGAUGAAUAAGCAUAUAGAGAUGGAAUUUCCUCCACCAGAAGAGACGGGGAAACUAUUGGGAAAAUGA